AUGACAACGUCAACGACCACUUCACCCUGGCUCUGGAGCACGACGACCGCAAAAAGGACCGCUCCUGCACCUGCUGAAGACGUCGCAACAGCUGCUCGCGAAAGGAGCAGCGAAGAUGUCAACAAACGGAUUCUCAACGCGCUUCUCGGUCUGGAAGAGCGUGUGAUGCGCAUGGAGGCUUCGCAGAUCAAGACUGAAGAAGACGAGCGCAUGCGCGGCGCGAUUGAGAGUGGGAUGUUCAGCUCCGCGCUCGGGCGUGACUUUGGGCGAGAAACGAUGACGCGAGACGCUCUCGGAUUUGCGCCGGCAGUGCGCAAUGCCUCGUCGCCACAUGGCCCGUACCACGGUUCGCGCGGUGCGCCGCUUAUGCCGCAGUACACGCCUCCGCUCGGGCAGCCACAAGCUCCUCAAGUGGGACCAGCAGCAGCGCCGCCUCCAGCUGCUGCUUACGUGCCUGUGGGGAAGUACCGUGUGCCCGAUGCUCGACAGCGCAAGCUCGCCAUCCGGAAGUUUGAUGGCAGCGAGCUCUACCAAGGUCUAGGCUCAAACUUCUUCGAUUGGGGUAAGUCGUUUUGGCGACAAGUCGACAUGGCUCAAGCAGCGUGCGGCUUCCUAUGGACCGAAGAUACCAAGACUGACGUCCUCGGGCAGUAUCUCUCGGGUACUGCAGAACGUUAUUUUAACAAGCAGAUUAACGCUUGGUGGUCGGUGCUGCCGACACUGCAGUUCGUCAUGGAAAAGAUGCUCCAGACAUUCCGUACAACGAUCACAGCGUCGCAGGCCAUGAGGCUGUUUACAGCGAAAAAGGACUCGAAGCGAACGUGGCCAGAACACUAUCUUUAUCUCGUGGCGGUGAGCGACGCUUGCGGAGGUGCCGAUUCGAACGUGCUGGACAACAUCGUGCGAUAUGCAUCGGCCGAACUGUCCACUGUCCUCAUGGCAAAGUACGACACCUCGCGCGUCGACCACCUCGCGCAUGCAGAAGAACUCGCUCACUUUGCCCAAUCGAUCGAGCUCGAUGCGCGUUCAAGUCGCUCAUUUGUCGGCCAUCUGAAGCGCGACUGCCGAAGAAAAGAGAAGAAGCCGACUGGAAGACCCAGUGGAAGUCGCAACGAUGGUGCGAACCUCACUCUAUCGAUCGACGAAGACCCGAGCAGUGACAACAGCGUGUGGAUCCUGGAUAGUGGAUCCAGCCUACACAUUGUCAACGACGAUCGACUGCUGAUUAACGCAAAGCGAUGUGACCCAGAGUGCAUUGUCGCAGAUGGUGAGCCGUUUCGCCUAUCGCUUGUCGGUAGUGUGGACAUUCGCGUGUUUGUCGACCAGCAGCCCCGUAUGAUUCGCGUAACAGACGUCUACUUCGCGCCGCUGCUCGCUCGCAACAUCCUGUCAUGCGGCAAGCUCGUGAAGAAAGGGUACAGUCUCGUGCACGACGACCAGCAGCUAUCACUCGCCAACCAAGACACAGGCGACGUAGCGUUUGACGUGCAGAUGCGCAACAACGUAUUCUACGUGGCAACGUCGCCAGAAACGGGACGCAAGCAGUCGCCUACAGAUGUGUUACUGGCGGCGAUCACCGAAGAAAUGACGGUGCCCGUGCGACAGGAUGUGCAAAGCGGGACACUAAUGCACUUUCACGAACGACUCGGUCAUAUUGCUCUCGACACCAUCGAGCGAAUGGCGCAGGAUCCGGCAAGUGGCAUCGAGCUCACCGACCGUAAACGGCUCACGUGCAUCACCUGUGCUGAGGCGAAGCAAACACGAAAUGCACAAUCGCGGAAAGACAGCGGCAGGCACAGCCCGAUCGAUCGUAUCGGCGGUGUCAUCUGUUCGGAUCUCAAAGGACCGAUGACCCCCGCCGACCGCCUGAAGAACCGUUAUAUGGUCAACUUCAUCGAUCAUUACAGCAACUACUGCCGCGUGUUUCUCGCGCCUACCAGGGACAAGGCCGCCAAGAAGUUCGAACACUUCCUUGCGUGGUUCGAAAAGAGUUUCGACUGCCGAAUCCAUGUGCUUCGCACAGAUGGAGGCGGCGAGUACAUGAACGUUGAUCUGUUUUGCAAGGCAGCAGGCGUCGAGCGACAGAAUAGUGAAGCUCGAAACCAGGCUUCAAACGGAAAGGCGGAGCGAAUGCAUCGCACUGUGCUUAACAUGGCGCGGUCGAUGAUUUUUGCAAACCGCUUGCCGCUGUAUUUCUGGGGAGAUGCCGUCGAAUACGCUGCAUUCGUUCUGAAUAGAAGUCCAACCAGUGCGAAUGCACGCCGCGCGUCGCCACUACAAAUGCUGACGAAGCAGACACCAGACCUGCGCGAGAUCGUUGCGUUCGGGUCGAUCUGCACGGUGUAUCGCGAUCCACGCAAGAACUCGCUCAAGCAACGAGCGCAAGUGAGAGUGAUCGUCGGUCGUAGCGACGAAACUAAGGGUGACGAGCAGAACGAUCGGUUGCAGCGCGUACUCGAUGACGCAGAUAAGGACGAACGUGCGAUUGCGCAAGCACCGAAGGAUGCUACGAAGAAGAAGAAGCAGUGGACGCACACAGCACACGGCACACGAAGCGCAUCGAAGCGUGCUCAAGUGUCUGCAGCUCAGGAGGAGCCAGCAAGCGCGAUCGACAUCGCCGCUCACCUGUACGAACGUGAUCCGACCAACAACAGCGAGGCAAUGCGGAGCACGAAGCGUCCCGACUGGGAAAAAGCGAUGCGUGAAGAAAUCGCAGCGCUCGAAGCGAACGAUGUGUGGCGUGUGAUCAAGCGCCCUGCCGGUAGCAACGCGCUGCAUAGCAAGUGGGUUUACAAAACAAAAACCGACGCACAUGGCGACCUGGAGCGCUACAAGGCUCGACUGGUCGCAUGUGGCAAUGAACAGGUGUUCGGCAUCGACUACCAGCUCACCUUCGCGGCCGUCAUGGACAUGUCGACCGUGAAGGUUAUUAUCGCGCUUGCAGCAACACGGAACGUGCCAGCCAAACACGGGGACAUUCCAAAUGCCUACGUUCGCGCAAAUAAGGAAGCGAACCUCGAGAUCCUGCUUCAAGUACCACGCGGCAUGGAGGUGAACGACACGACGUUGCAGCAAUUAGGAGAAAAGGACAAGAACGGUGUCGUGUUGCAGCUCAAGAAGAGCUUAUAUGGGUUAAAGCAGGCGGGACGCCUGUGGAGCCAGUUGCUACACUCAAGCCUCACCGAUGCCGGUUUCCUACGUUGUUGCUCGGACAUGUGUUUGUACUGGAAGUAUGAAGGCGCCGAGCUCGUCGUCGUAGGAGCAUACGUCGACGAUCUCCUCGUGACCGGCACCAGCACUGCAGUUGUCGAUCGCUUCUUUGUGAGCUUAUCGACACUCGCGAUUAAGGAUCUCGGCGAAGUAAGCAAGUUUCUGGGAAUGCGCGUCACGCGUGACGGCUCAAGCUACACGCUUGAUCAAGAGGAAUCGAUCAAGGACCUGCUGCGCGAGCACGGCCUCGAGGCGGCGAACCCGACGCGCGCACCAAUCAGUGCCGACUGCUACGACGCCGACGAAGGCGGCAUGAAGAUGCUUAAGGUCUUGUCAUCGUCUGGAGAGCCAACAGUGAAGUCGUUCCAGUCGCUCGUCGGCAGUUUGCUUUGGAUAGCACGUUGCACGCGUCCAGAUGUCGCGUUUGCGGUGCAUAAAGCAACUCGACAGACGCACGCACCUCGGCUCAAGGACUGGAAGUUGGCGAAGCGUAUUGCUCGCUAUCUCAAGGGCACAACUGCCUUGAAGAUGAUCAUGACUCCAGUGCAUGACGCGAGCUCUCCAAUUACGCUCGAGGCGUACAGCGACGCUAAUUACGCCGCGGACAAGAGCGACCGCAAGUCCCUAACUGGCAGUGUCGUGCUCGUGAACGGCAUGGCUGUCAGCUGGGCGUCGCGCAAGCAAGGCGGCGUGACACUCUCGACCAUGGAGGCCGAGUUUGUGGCCGCGUCGGAGACUGCACGAGAACUUCUCGGCAUUCGAGAGAUGCUCGGUGAGGUGGGCAUGGCACCUGAGCUGCCCAUGACGCUUCAUGUUGACAACCAAGCAGCGAUACGACAGCUCGACGGCGAAGCGACAUCGAUGAAGGCAAAGCACAUCGACGUGCGAGUCAAGUUUGUGUGCGAUUUCGUGCGUCGUGGCGUGAUCAAGGCUCAAUACGUCCACACAGACGAACAGCUUGCCGACGCACUGACAAAAGCCCUCGACGCGCCAAAGCUCGCAGCGAUGAGAAAGCUCCUCGGUGUGGCGUAG
Messenger RNA from Peronospora matthiolae, 4242 nucleotides. The record is from the annotation of a GenBank genome assembly. Lineage: Eukaryota; Oomycota; Peronosporomycetes; Peronosporales; Peronosporaceae.